This is a messenger RNA of Notolabrus celidotus (New Zealand spotty), 1867 nucleotides long. RefSeq names its product tripartite motif-containing protein 16-like. Gene Ontology annotation, molecular function: zinc ion binding; protein binding. The record is from RefSeq and is a predicted model, not a curated record. NCBI's taxonomy places the organism in Eukaryota, Metazoa, Chordata, Actinopteri, Labriformes, Labridae. The transcript has a single exon. The coding region runs from base 19 to 1746 and encodes 575 amino acids.
CCGUCACUGAGAGGAGAAAUGGCACAGCAAGGAAACCAGCUGGACCGAGAGAGAUUCUGCUGUUCCAUCUGUCUGGAUCUACUGCAGGAUCCGGUGACUACCUCCUGUGGACACAGCUACUGCAUGAACUGUAUUAAAAGUCACUGGGAUGUAGAGGAUGAGAAGAGAGUCUACAGCUGCCCUCAGUGCAGACAGACAUCCACACCGAGGCCUGUCCUGGGGAUAAACACCAUGUUAGCAGAUUUAGUGGAGGAGCUGAAGAAGACUGGACUCCAAGCUGCUCCUGCUGAUCACUGCUAUGCUGGACCUGAAGAUGUGGCCUGUGACGUCUGCACCGGGAGGAAACUGAGAGCCAGUAAGUCCUGUCUGCAGUGUCUGAUCUCAUUUUGUGACAAACACCUCCAGGCUCAUCUUGAAUUACCGGCUUAUAAGAAACACAAGCUGGUGGAGCCCUCCAAGAAGCUCCAGGAGAACGUCUGCUCUCGUCAUGAUGAGGUGAUGAAGAUGUUCUGUCGUACUGAUCAGCAGUCUAUCUGUUAUCUCUGUUUAAUGGACGAACAUAAAGGCCACGACACGGUCUCAGCUGCAGCAGAAAGGACUGAGAGGCAGAGAGGGCUCAAGAGGAGUCGACUGAACAUCCAGCAGAGAAUCCAGGACAGAGAGAAAGAUGUGAAGCUGCUUCAACAGGAGGUGGAGGCUAUCAACGGCUCCGCUGAUAAAGCAGUGGAGCACAGUGAGGAGAUGUUCGCUGGGCUGAUCUGUCUUAUGGAGAGAGGACGCUCUGAUGUGAAGCAGCAGGUCAGAUCCCAGCAGGAAACUGAAGUGAGUCGAGUCAAAGAGCUUCAGGAGAAGCUGGAGCAGGAGAUCACUGAGCUGAAGAGGAGAGACGCUGAGCUGCAGAAGCUGGCACACACAGAGGACCACAACCAGUUUCUACAGGACUACCCCUCACUGUCAGGACUCAGUGGACCUGCAGACUCAUCCAGGAUCAAGAUCCGUCCUCUGACGUACUUUGAGGAUGUGACAGCGGCUGUGUCAGGAGUAGCUUAUAAACUGCUGGAAGUUCUAAGAGAGGGAUGGACAAACAUAUCACAGACAGUGACGGAAGUGGAUGUUUUACUGCCACAACCAGAGCCCAAGACCAGAGCUGAGUUCUUACAAUACUCAUGUGACAUCACACUGGAUCCAAACACAGCAAACACACAGCUGUUAUUAUCUGAUGGGAACAGAAGAGCAACAUUUAUGAAAGAACAUCAGUCGUAUUCUAGUCACCCAGACAGAUUCACUGAUUAUCGUCAGAUCCUGAGUGGAGAGGGUCUGACUGGACGUUGUUACUGGGAGGUGGAGUGGAGAGGAGGAGUUUUUGUAGCAGUUGCAUACAAGAAUAUCAGCAGAGCAGGGGACUCAGAUGAAUGUGUGUUUGGACACAAUGACAAAUCUUGGGCUUUAUAUUGUUCCAACAACAGUUAUAACUUCUGGUACAAUAAUAUGCAGACUCCAGGCUCAGGUCCUGAGUCCUCCAGAGUAGGAGUGUACCUGGAUCACAGAGCAGGUAUUCUGUCUUUCUACAGCGUCUCUGAAACCAUGACUCUCCUCCACAGAGUCCAGACCACAUUCACUCAGCCUCUACAUGCUGGACUCAGGAUUUAUUCUCAUCCUGGACUCAGGUUUUAUUCCUCUCUAUUUGGUGGAUCAGCUGAGUUGUGUGAGUUCACUGCUCAUGAUGAUUUCUGUUCACUGAACUGACAUUUCUCUGCAUGAAAACAUCAACUUGUCUCUGCUGUAAAUGUUGCUCGAUCAUUAGUAUUGAUGCAUUUAUAUGCUGUUGUGUAUAAAAAACAACAUUUGUUCUCAUCACUCUUUUCAU